AUGCCGGACGCGGGGGUGCUUAACCUGGACUUCGUGUUCAAGGCUUACGACUCCUUCGGUGAUCGUCUUCGGGACUUCCGAGGACUGUUCCAGUUCUCCAAGGCGGCCGUGACUAACACGACCGAGACGCCGUAUAUAACGCGCUACGCUGGUCGGCCCGGCAGUGAGCUUACGGUAAGUCAAUCACAUUCCUUCCUUGCGUCCAUGUUCUUCAUGAGAAAUUUCUGGCUAACACGCAAUUACAGCGCAAGAACUGGAACAAGGACGGCAGCGAACGAAAGACUAUCCUUGGUCAAAUUGCAGCAGGGACCGCUGUCCAAAGGAGCGGCAUUGUUGUUCCUGGACUGGUGGGAGUUGCUGCCCACGGGCAGGCUGUCGCCAUACAUGCUAAUGUUGCACACAUGUAAGCCACCGAUGCAGAGAUAUCCAAGACAUUCCAGAGAAUUGUAG
Sordaria macrospora k-hell is the source of this 450-nucleotide messenger RNA. RefSeq lists its product as uncharacterized. Lineage: Eukaryota; Fungi; Ascomycota; Sordariomycetes; Sordariales; Sordariaceae. The record is from RefSeq and is a predicted model, not a curated record.